Molecule: messenger RNA, 5856 nt
Organism: Oryctolagus cuniculus (rabbit)
Lineage: Eukaryota; Metazoa; Chordata; Mammalia; Lagomorpha; Leporidae
Source: RefSeq, a predicted model, not a curated record
AUUCUGACAACAAGAAUGUAGUUAGAAUUUCCAAGCUUGCAAAAACCACAUUUUUACAGGACUCGCCCUCCCCCUAAUGGAAAACACAAUGAAUGGAUCCAUACAGAUGCACUUCUACACAAGAAAGGGAUACCUUUUUGUCUGUUUUUAGCACGUAGCCUAACUUCACUGGUGCCCAGUAAAAUAGGAACUGUAAUGUAAAAGUUUUUUCUUCACAGAAAUAACAAGAAAAAGCACAUAGCAUCUAAUGCUUCCAUCUUUGAUUAAAUUAUCAUGGGGCUUCCAAGAUCAGAUCAAUUAGGUUAGCCUGUUUUCCCCAAAAAAAUGCUUUUACUAAAGAAGCUCUUCCUAGAAACUACAUCAGAACCAACAGUGAUAAAUGGACUACAAACCAAAGAGUAGGAGCUCGUAUCCUCUACAGCUUUCAGAGAAAGGACAUGGUUUACUGUUAGUCCCCACAUCCAAAACUAGCUCUAAUUUCCUCCAGAGCAGUAGGCAGAAAAUAGGACCUUGGGGGAUCGGAGCGCUGGUUUGAGAAACACCUGAGAUAAAUUCCUAGUAGUUAAAAACUCAACACUAGCAGGCCUCCCAUGUGAAGGGUUUCACACUUACUCAAGGAAAGAGCCAUGAAGGCACAGCUGCCUGGUGCAAGACCUGCUGGAAGUAUUUGGGACAGAGAUAGGUAGUGAUGGCAGUCCAUUGCCUGUAACUGACCUAUCAACAUGAAACCUGGGAAAGCACCCUUCUAUCCCCCAGGUAGAACAAUGUACAUCACCUUGCCCAAGCUCGUAUGACUCUGAAGCACCCUGGGGUGGCAGGAGAACUGCACUCAAUUAAUACAAGAAGGUACUUCAAGAAGAACACAGGUCCCAGGAGGUCACUUUCUUUUGGACUCAUCAAUGUUUAGCAUGAAUGAAAGGCCCCAGAACACAGUUAAUCCUGUGGGUCAGCACUAGCACCGGCCCAGCCCAGCCUAUUGGGCCUGUGCUGUCUAGACAGACCCCACUGCUGGGAGAGGGAGCUAAUGUCCCAAUAUGUCUAGAAAGCUGGCAAGGCAAUUCAUACAAGGAAUUUGCCACUAAACUGCUUGAGGCCAGUGCUCAGCCUUUUUAUUCUGCUCCGCAGUUUAGAAACUUUCUUGAAAAGCCAGAAAAUCCAUCCAUGUAAGCAUAAUGUCAAGUGUAUCACCAACCAUUCAUCUUCAGGGUACUACAAAGUUGUUGAGUCUUCUGAAAGCCAUUGUGUUAGCUCCAAGAAGCCCAUCCAAAAGCUGUCUUUCAAUAUAUCUUUCUACCAAACAAGUCUGUUUUUUACGAUAGGCCGGUAGGUGAGUUUAUUUCCUUCCUUGUCUUCAAACCCACUAGUACUUGGCCAUGAAAUUUCUCUGAAACACCUGUAACUUCCCAGCUUCAAAACACCCGGCACAGCUUCCAAUCCCGCAAUUGAGGCAGAGAGGUGGACAGCCCAAAGCUGCCUCUUAGGGUAGGCGGUCGGUUGGAGACACGGGUGCAUUGGCCAACGGAGGAGGCGUCUGGGCCUGCGGAGGAGGCGUCUGGGCCUGCGCAGGAGGCCCCGCCUUGGAGCCAACGUGACCCUGCAUAGCACCCGGACACAUGUGGCCAGGGUCUCUACGUCAGUUAUGACGGUUGAAGUGCAGACUUACCAAAAUAAGCCUGUAAGUCCAGCUGUGAGCAGGGUGUUGUGUUCUUCGAUUCCAGCAAGCCAGAUUGUCAUAAAUGGACACUGACAUGGACUACGAAAGACCCAACGUUGAAACCAUCAAGUGCGUUGUCGUGGGUGACAACGCAGUGGGGAAGACACGGCUGAUCUGUGCCAGAGCAUGCAACACUACGCUGACGCAGUAUCAGCUGCUGGCCACCCAUGUGCCAACCGUAUGGGCCAUCGACCAGUACCGUGUCUGCCAGGAGGUCUUGGAGCGAUCCCGGGAUGUUGUGGACGAAGUGAGCGUCUCUCUCAGGCUCUGGGAUACUUUUGGUGAUCAUCACAAAGACAGGCGUUUUGCUUAUGGCAGGUCCGAUGUUGUGGUCCUCUGUUUUUCGAUCGCUAACCCCAAUUCCCUAAAUCAUGUGAAAACCAUGUGGUAUCAAGAAAUCAAGCACUUUUGCCCUCGUACACCUGUUGUCCUAGUUGGCUGCCAGCUCGACCUCCGCUAUGCCGAUCUUGAAGCUGUGAAUCGAGCCAGACGCCCUUUAGCAAGGCCCAUAAAGAGAGGGGAUAUUCUGCCCCCAGAAAAAGGGCGAGAGGUUGCAAAGGAACUUGGCAUACCAUACUAUGAAACAAGUGUAUUUGACCAAUUCGGAAUCAAGGAUGUGUUUGACAAUGCAAUACGAGCCGCGCUGAUUUCUCGCCGCCACCUGCAGUUCUGGAAAUCUCACUUAAAGAAAGUCCAGAAACCUUUGCUUCAGGCCCCUUUCCUACCUCCAAAAGCCCCUCCACCGGUCAUCAAGAUUCCAGAGUGUCCUUCCACGGGGAUGAAUGAAGCUGCCUGUUUACUGGACAGUCCCCUGUGUGCGGAUGUCCUGUUCAUCCUGCAGGACCAGGAGCACAUCUUUGCACAUCGGAUUUACCUCGCUACCUCUUCUUCCAAAUUCUACGAUCUUUUUUUAAUGGAAUGUGAAGAAUUCCCCAAUUGGGGUGAAGGAGUGUGUGAGAAAGAGAAGCAGAGCACGGAUUUCCAGGGGCGGACUUUGAGUCCUGACCUAGAUGGGGAGAGGGAGGAAGGCCUGCCUCGGACACCCCAGGCUGAUCAAGGGAAGUCGUCACAGAAAUUCCUGCUGGAGGCCACGGGGCCGGAAGCUGAGGGCUCAACUCCCGAGACACAGACUUUGGCCGGCUGGAGUAAGGGGUUCAUUGACAUGCACAAGGAGAUGCAAGUCAAUCCCAUUUCAAAGCGAGUGGGCCCCGUGACGGUGGUCAGAAUGGACUCCUCCGUCCAGCCAGGCCCUUUCCGCACCCUGCUCCAGUUUCUUUAUACAGGGCAACUGGAUGAAAAGGAAAAGGAUUUGGUCGGCCUGGCUCAGAUCGCAGAGGUCCUAGAGAUGUUUGAUUUGAGGAUGAUGGUGGAAAACAUCAUGAACAAGGAAGCUUUCAUGAACCAAGAGAUUACAAAAGCUUUCCACGUCAGGAAAGCCAAUCGGAUAAAAGAGUGUCUCAGCAAGGGGACCUUCUCAGAUGUGACCUUUAAGUUGGAUGAUGGUGCCAUCAGUGCCCACAAGCCACUGCUGAUCUGUAGCUGCGAGUGGAUGGCAGCCAUGUUUGGGGGGUCAUUUGUGGAAAGUGCCAACAGUGAGGUAUAUCUCCCGAACAUAAACAAGAUGUCAAUGCAAGCAGUAUUGGAUUAUCUCUAUACCAAGCAGUUGUCACCUAACUUGGACCUGGACCCACUGGAAUUAAUUGCUUUGGCAAACAGAUUUUGCCUGCCACACUUGGUUGCACUUGCAGAGCAGCACGCAGUCCAGGAGCUGACCAAGGCCGCCAUGAGUGGCGUGGGCAUUGACGGGGAAGUGCUUUCUUAUUUGGAAUUGGCCCAGUUUCACAACGCCCACCAAUUGGCCGCUUGGUGUUUGCACCACAUCUGCACCAACUACAACAGCGUUUGUUCCAAGUUCCGCAAGGAAAUCAAAUCAAAAUCUGCAGACAACCAAGAAUACUUUGAGCGGCACCGCUGGCCCCCUGUGUGGUACCUGAAGGAAGAGGACCACUACCAGCGCGUGAAAAGGGAACGCGAGAAGGAAGAUAUUGCACUCAAUAAACAUCACUCAAGACGAAAGUGGUGCUUCUGGAAUUCAUCUCCAGCAGUAGCCUGAAGAGGACAAGGACAGAGAAAUCAGACAUCUGAUACACCACUUUUUAAGGCACUACUGUAAAAUUAGUCUUCUUAGCGAUACGACGUAGUUCAGGUUUCAGGCACUGACCUGCCUCCACUUCUGUGCAUUUAUCUUUGUUAGGAUCAAAGCACAAGCUCACCACCAAUGAGCCUGGACAAAAAGGGAAGCUGACUCUCACUGCAUUCCUUAAACUGAUGUGUAUAUUUUUUUGUUAGGAGGCUUAAUAAACUUUAGUCCGUUAUUUUGUUUCUUUUUAUACAAAGACAAAAAAAUCCAGCUUUCAUGUUUCAGAUUCCAAAUUGGAAAAUAUUUUUAUAUGGUCUCUUGUAUUUUGUUGAAAUGAAAAUACUGUGUAUUACUUUAUUUUACAGGCCACAAACUGACCAUGAAGUCAUCCUGUGACCCUCUUUGGCCACAUGACUAGAGGCCACAUAAUUAGAGGGUGGGUUUUUUUGUUGUUGUGAAGUAAAGGGUUGGACUGAAUUUCCCCCAAAGUGCAAGUUGGAGAGUGUUUAAUCUUUUUUCUGCUGAAUUACAUUGGUAUAAUUACCAACUCAACUCCAAGAAUGUGUAUUUACAAUAUUUGCUGUGUAAGUGCUAGUAAUUAUAUGGUUAUAUGUGCCAUGUAAAAUAUAGUGAUAUCAAAAAAUCUGUUGUUUCAAAUGUUUAGAUUCCAGAGGAUAAUCCUUAUAAUCAUUAGAAGGGCUUAUUCAAUCCCAGCACUAUCCAGGGCAAACUCACUGGUGGACCCGAAUACGUAAGAUACCAUUAGAGCACUGGGGUUUGGAUCACUGCAUUAGGGUUUUUGUCUCUCAGUGUUCCUUCAUCUUGCCAUGCUUCUGCAUGCAGAGUCUCCAUUGACUUGAAAUUGAGAUGGGCAAAGGAAGAAGUCCCCAGACUCCUUCCAGCCAGCUACAGGCUUGGCACAUCUCACCAUCGGAAACAGGCUUCCUCAGGUCUCUCACCUGUGGCCAACUUCACUUUUUAAGACACAGAUUUUUAACUCUUCCCAGGGAAAACUCAUGUCACUGCAGAAGUAGGCUAAGGCAAACCACCCACUCCUGCUGAAAUUCAGUAGGGCCUAUGAAAGCAUAAAGCUGGAGGCUGGGUCCUUGCAUUCUCCAACCCAGAAAGGAAUCUAAUUCCAAGAGUCUAGGAAAUGGUGCUAUUGUGAGUUAGUUCUGAACCUUGUCCUUCUGAGUUUUCAGUGUUAAAAUAGAAAGUGUAGAGCAGGGGAGCUUUUGAGAGGCAGUUAGUCAUUGCUUCUCUGUCAAUUAAGAUGUUACCGCGUGCACAUAGGGCACAUUUUCAGGCCACAGUUCCAUACCUGCCAUAGGAUAUUGUGUGGCAGGGCUUGGGGCUCAUUUUGUUGGGAGGUCAACUUUCUGAUACUAAGAACUGUUGACUCGAGUGCUCUUUUCUAGCUUACUAGCAGUUGGAAAUGACACAGUGGAGUUGAACUCCCAGUGUUCACAGCCAAACAUUUGAAAAUGUAGCCAGGUUACAGAUGGGCACGUAUUGGUGGUAGUGAAAACACAGGGUAUACAAGAACUUGAAGAGGCCCAGACAUGCAUCUCCCUCCCAUGAUAGAAGAGAGAGCAGUAGAGUAGGGAUAGUUAUAAAUGCAUCCAAAUUGAUUGUGUUUCAGUUGAGUUGUGUAUAGUUAAUGGAAGGAGAAAGGAGACAGAAUGAGAGGAGAAAUGUCAAGACUCAGGAAGAAUUGGCAUGUAUCCUAUCAUCAAAUGGCAGAGAUUGUUUUCAAUGAGUAGUUGUAGAUGAAUUUAUACAACCAAAGCUCCCAUUUGAUUGUAAUCUUGCCAAAAUAUAAUGGACAUAUAAAUGAACUUGGGGUGUAAGCAAUAAUAUCUACUAGUGUUGUUAUCAACUACUAUAACCAAGUGGCUGGUUCAUUUGGUUGAUGCUGAUUAUGGCCUUUAACCAUGGUGGUUUGUUUUGUGUUUUUGUUUUUGUUUUUCACGAAAAACCAAUAAAAUUGUUAUAAAAUGCC